Lucilia sericata (common green bottle fly) is the source of this 1310-nucleotide messenger RNA. Its product is annotated as vegetative cell wall protein gp1-like. Gene Ontology annotation, molecular function: chitin binding. NCBI's taxonomy places the organism in Eukaryota, Metazoa, Arthropoda, Insecta, Diptera, Calliphoridae. The coding region runs from base 117 to 1214 and encodes 365 amino acids. The record is from RefSeq and is a predicted model, not a curated record. The transcript has 2 exons. Gene Ontology annotation, cellular component: extracellular region.
AUUCCGGUAGUUUUAGUAUAAAAAGAGCAAAUAUUCCUCUGAAACUUUAGUUCGAUAACUGUGCGAUAUCAAUCUAUAAUAAAAUUUAAACAUUAGUCUAGUGGGAACCAGAAAUUAUGUUUAAAGUACCAUUUUAUAUUAUGCUCCUUGCGGGAAAUCUUCUUAACGCCUGGACUUUGGAUAUUUGUGAAGAUCAAGUGGAUGGCGCACGUUUAGCUCACCCGGCGGAUUGUUCACGUUUUAUACAGUGUCAUGAUGGUGAAACGGUGGCCAUAAGAUAUUGUCCAUUUGGUUUACAUUUCAAUCGUUAUGAAUCGAUUUGUGAUUUUAAAUUUCGUGCUGGCUGUGAUUUCAGUUAUGCUCUGCAGUUAGUGGGUUAUGAUAAUGCCAAUAAAGUGGAUUGUGAGGCCUGUCAUGCUAAAUGCGGUGGUUCUCCUGGUACUGGUGUUGGUCCAAUAAGACCACCAGGUCGUCCACAGGGCAAACCCUCUACUCCUUGUCUCACAGCACCAACGCCUAAGCCAACACCAUCUCUUCCUACAGCACCAACACCUUGUUCCGAAGAACCACCAACUCCAUCUCCUCCUACUCCGUCCCCACCUACACCAUCACCACCUACAGCGCCAACACCUUGUCCUGAAGAACCGCCAACUCCAUCGCCACCUACUGCAUCGCCACCUACAGCACCAACACCUUGUUCCGAAGAACCACCAACUCCAUCUCCUCCUACUCCUUCCCCACCUACACCAUCACCCCCUACAGCACCAACACCUUGUUCUGAAGAACCACCAACUCCAUAUCCUCCUUCAGCAUCGCCACCAACAGCACCAACACCUUGUCCCGAAGAACCGCCAACUCCAUCGCCACCCACAGCAUCGCCACCUACUGCAUCUCCGCCAACAGCACCAACACCCUGUUCCACCACCACUUCAACUCCAUACAAACCCACUCCAUGUCCACCAACACCCAGUCCACCAUCAGGCGGUGAAGGCGGCAGUGAUAAUCCACAACCACAGCCACCAAUUACCGGACCCUCGGGUAUAAGUUGUGCCAAUUCUGGAAAAUGUCAGGGUCAAAGAGAUGGUGCCAUAUUCGCAGAUAAAUCCAGUAGCGGUUUCAUUGUCUGCCAAUGUCAGUGUGAAAUCAAAAUGCCUUGCCCAGCUGGUUUGGUAUUUAAUGAACGCCUACAAGUCUGUGAUUGGCCACAAUCUUAGAGAUUAAAUAAAGUCGGGGAUUUGAAAAAAAAAAAACUAUAUAUAAAAUAUUUUGCCCAAAAAUAAAACUUAAUAAAGGAAAUUGCAUGCAAAAAA